Candoia aspera is the source of this 2200-nucleotide messenger RNA. It is a transcript of the gene TMEM186, whose product is annotated as transmembrane protein 186. The transcript has a single exon. NCBI's taxonomy places the organism in Eukaryota, Metazoa, Chordata, Lepidosauria, Squamata, Candoiidae. Gene Ontology annotation, cellular component: mitochondrion. The record is from RefSeq and is a predicted model, not a curated record. The coding region runs from base 783 to 1613 and encodes 276 amino acids.
CCAGCUAAGGCCAGCUGGUGCUGCCUUAACUGAACAAGCCAACUCUUGGCUUGUCGUCGUAACAGUUCCAAUUUGCCUCGGUUUCCUUCCAAAAUGUUUCUAGAUUUUGCAGUCUAGCCUAGGAGUUCCUAGGGGUCUCUCAUCCAAGUCCUCACCAGGUUUGACCUUGCUUGCUUUCCAAGUCCAGGCAAGAAGGGCCAUGUGCUGCCUCCUGCUGAGGCAAGGUUAGAAUGGCACCUUCCGUAGUCCCUGGGGGAUGAUGGUGGUUGUAGUCCAACACAUUAGAGAAAACCAGCCUCAAGAUUUAUGGAAGAGUUGAAGUGGAGGGGCUGGAGCCCUGCUUUGGGCCUAGAACAGGGUUUCUCCACCUUGGCAGCUUGAAGAUGUACGGACGUCAACUCCCAGAAUUCCCCAGCCAGCAUAGCUGGCUGGGGAAUUCUGGGAGUUGAAGUCCAUACGACUUCAAUUUGUUAAGGUGGAGAAACAGUGAUCUAGAAGGUUGAAAGAAUGGAAAACCCCAUAAUACUGCUGAGGCAUCUCAUGUAGAAAGCCAUUUCUCAUCUUUGACAGACAAGCACCAUGUUGGCUGACCUAAGUCAAUCCCCAUUUGUCAGCUUGGCCUACCUCACAUGAUUGUUAGGAAGACAAAAGCUAGGAUUGGAGAGUAUAAAGCAUCAGAUCCUUGUAGCUACAUGGAGAAAAAGCAAAAUGGAGUGUAGUAACCUCAAACACGAUAUCCUGUCCUUUAAUUAAACUAAAGCAUUUUUUUAAAAUUUACAAGCAUGGUCACAAAUGUGCUGCUUUCUGAAAAGGCACACACUUGCUGUGACAAGCGGUUAGAUCUGAGGCCUCCCACUUUACAGCCUGACGGAAACCCAUCUGUUUCAUUCCAGAUGAAGAUCCUCACUGCUUGCGCCCGUCAGCAUUUGGUCCUCCUGAGGCCCAGAUGUCUUCAAAUCAGCCUGGCUCUGCAGUUGGGGAAAGAAGACCACCAGGUGCUCCGUUCCUUUGGAAGUCCUGCGGUACUGCGACAGGGAGGUGGCCAGACGCCCAGUCUUCGCUUGGGGCAGCCCCGCUGGCUGGGUAGUGUAGCCUUUUCUCAGCGUGAUCCAGAGCAGCAAUCUAGCUCUGAAAGCUCAGAGCAAUUUACUUUGAUUUACCGAUUCUCUGGCAUCCGGUCCCUGAGAGUCUUCUCAAGGCUGAAGGUCCUACAGACUGGCAUCACUCUCGUGGUCCUCCCUCCGGUCUGGUAUCUCUACUGGCUGGACCAGGCUACUUUCGCUCAAGGUCUUUACGUCACAGUCGGGCUCUGCUUCUCCCUCGUCAUCCUGUACGCAGCCAGCUUCUUUCUGCAACGGAUCAUCGGCUUCAUGUACCUGAAUGAAAGUGGCACUCUGUUAAAAAUUUCGCACUUGACAUUUUGGGGGAAGAGGAGAAAUUUCUGCUGUCCGGUGGAAUCUGUAAUGAUCUCGGGAGACGUGGGCAAAGAGAGGAGCAGAUUUCUCCUGAAGUUCAGACAGUAUGACCGGAAAGGGGUCUUGUAUUUUUUACCUCAGCUGGGUCAGAUUGUGGAUCAGCAAGGUUUUGUCAAAGUAUUUGGGCAUUUUUCCUAAGAGAGAGAGAGAGAGAGAGAGAGAGAGAGAGAGAGAGUGUGUGUGAGAGAGAGAAGCCUUAAGAUCCAGAACAUUUGCAUAACCUUGUUAGCUGAAAUAUGAGGUUUCUCCAACUGUCUUUUGUAGCAGACAUUAUUUCUCAAAGAAAGAGAAGGAAAGAUUAAUUUUAAAAAGUACUUAGUUUUUGUGAAAGGCUUUUUAAAAAAAAAUCUCCUGGACAAGGUUGUUCUUUACCUUCUGUAGUCUCUCCUUCUCAAAAUAUAAUAUAAUAUAUAAAAUAAAGAACCUCCUUCCAGAGUGCAUCAAUGUGCUGCAGCGCACGUUUUGCAGGAUAAUUGAAAGAGACUAUGCAGGAAAGUGGGACAUCUUUUUUCUUUAAAGAAACUAUUAAAUUUUCUAUAUACAGAUAAAAUGCAGAAAGAGAAAGAUUAAAGAAAGCAUAAAGAAACAACAAAAACUAAACAGUGCAGAAAUAAAUAAAAAUACAGCAAAAAGAGUGACUUCCAACCCUCUCCAGCACAGAUACAAAUAAAAAAUACAUUAACAUCUUACUCUAAUUUUAACUAUAAUAAACAUGAUUUCUAUAA